GAUGAUAGAUGGUGUCCUGUAUAGGCGUAGACAAGAGGAGAACCGAAACCUCUAUCAAUUGGUGCUACCUGUGGAGUUAAGGCCCAUAGUUCUGCAGAGCUUACAUGACGAAAUGGGACACAUGGGUGUUGAACGGACUUUAGAUCUUGUUAGAUCCAGGUUCUAUUGGCCCAAAAUGGCCAUUGAUGUUGAAAAGAAGAUCCACACCUGCGGCAGAUGUGUCCGCAGAAAGGCUCUUCCUGAUAAGGCCGCUCCUCUUGUCAAUAUCCUGACUACCAGACCACUUGAACUGGUCUGUAUCGACUUUCUCUCUAUUGAGCCUGACAGUAAGAACACCAAAGAUGUCCUGGUCAUCACAGACCACUUCACAAAGUAUGCCAUAGCGGUGCCAACACCCAAUCAGAAGGCCCGCACAGUAGCGAAAUGCCUGUGGGAUACCUUUGUAGUCCAUUAUGGCCUACCCGAACGCCUGCAUAGUGAUCAAGGCCCUGAUUUUGAGUCAACUCUCAUAAAAGAGCUUUGUGCCUUAGUAGGAGUUCGGAAGUGCAGGACUAGUCCAUACCACCCGAGAGGCAACCCUGUCGAGCGAUUUAAUCGUACUCUACUAAACAUGCUUGGUACAUUGAAAGACAAAGAAAAGUCUCACUGGAGUGACUUUGUGAAAUCUUUGGUCCAUGCCUACAACUGUACCAAGAAUGAAGUCACAGGGUUCACUCCCUACGAGCUGAUGUUUGGUAGACGUCCUCGACUACCUGUCGACAUUGCCUUUGGACUACCUUUGGAGAAAAAUCAAAACCAAUCUCAUUCCCAGUACAUGACUGUUCUAAAAGCACAUCUUGAGGAAAGCUAUAGACUAGCCACUCAAGCUGCUGCAAAGAUUGCUCACAAAAACAAAGUGAAGUUUGACAAACGGGUCACAGAGUCUACACUCAAUGUAGGUGAUAGAGUCCUGGUGAGGAACGUUCGGAUCAGAGGAAAGCACAAACUCUCUGACAAGUGGGAGCCUAUGGUGUAUAUUGUUGUCAAAUGUGCCGGUGAACUCCCAGUUUACACCGUGAAACCUGAGAAUGACGAAGGUCCUCUUCGAACUCUUCACAGAGAUUUGCUGCUUCCAUGUGGAUUCCUUACAGCAGAAUCUGCCAGAGAUGCCGAAUCUGCUACUGCCUCAGAGAAACUUAGGAGACCCAGAACAAGACAAACCCCAUGUGACAAGAUACAUGAUGACACAAGUGAUCUGGGUGAUGAAGAAGAUGACCAGAUACCAGUUUUUUACCCUCAUCAUCUUGAACCCUCAGAGCCGAUAAGGUUUACAGUUGAGUACAAUGCUAACAGCAAAGGGGACACGCAGAAGAAAAGUAGCUCACCGAAGUUGCAGAGUGACCUAGAGUCGCAAUACUUACCUGUAGAGAUCCCUGUCAAAGCUGUAGAGUCAUACUUACCUUUAAAAGAUCCUGUGGAAAGAAGAGCUAAAUACUUACCUGAAAGUGUACCUGAAAAGAAUUCUGCAAAAGAAAGAGUUGUAUACCCACCUGGAAACUUACCUGAGCUGAAAGACGCUGAGCACUCACCUGUUCCUGAAGGUCCAACAAAAAGUUCAGAUCCCAGAGAAGAAGAAAUGUCAGUAAUCCCUGAAACAGUAGAGUCUGAUUGUGAAACUGCAGAAGUGCGAGAAAAUUCACUUUUCUCUGCAAAAGACAGAUGCUCACCUGUCAUGCUGAAGAACUCAGACCAGGGUAGACCUGAUAUGACUGAGCCCCAAGCUGGAACUGAAACUCAUGUUAGGAGGUCAAGUAGGGAUAGAGUACCUGCUAGAAGGUUUCAUUACCCAGAAUUAGGGAACCCCCUAGUUACAGUGGUAACCUCUUUAUUUCAAGGGUUAAAUUCUGCAAUUGCAAAUUCUUUGAAUGGCCUUGCAGGCGAUGACAUUGACUCAGAUACAGUGAUGCAGUUAGCAAUGCCUGUCACAGCACAGCCCACGAGAUAUGCAACGGGACGUGCAUAUAUUUAGGAGGGGAGAAUGUAACCCCCAUUUCAUGAGAGCUACAGACUGCAUAGUUUAGAGUCUUUGGGAGUUAAAGGGUUAAGUUAACUGAGUCUGGUGUAAUAAACUGCAGCCAAUCAUAUUAGGAAGCUUGGCUUGUCCCGCCUUAGUUGCUUCUGAUUGGACAGAACUACUGCAGCUAGAAGUGCGGUUCCCCUCAAUCAGUCUCUCUCUCUCUGCGUGCUCUGGAGGAAGAAGCUGUGCCCCAAAGUCAGCUAGAAAGCUGUGUCUCACAGUUAGCUUAGGAAAGUGACCAAAAUAAGCCUCUUUUGAUAAAAGAGUGAACUAUUUAAAGCUAGAAGCAUCACCUGUCCAUCUAAUGGGCUGGAAAUUCGUGAAUUGUGCAAAAACCUGACCUAUGAACACCGACUAUCUGCUGAAGCUGGUUCUAGAGCUAUUGAGGGUAAAGGACCAAAAAGGAUACCCGUUCAUCCAAGAGGUAUAUUUCCAAUAAGUUGUGUGUAAUGUGUGUAAAGAAAAGAACUGCCCUUGUUGAUUUUUUUGAAAGGUUUAUUGAAGUUUAUAUGUACAUUGUAAUAUGUUGUGUAGCAUUAGAACCUGUGAAAAGAGAAAAAAAAGUUGUGUAAAUACUGUUUAAACAUAUGCUAGAAUACAAGAAAAAAAAAGUAAAAUACUUACCUGUUACGUUCCUGUAAAAUCUGUAAAGGGAAAUGUUAAUACUGUUAAUAAGAGGUUUUAUUUUAUAUUAAGGAAAUUAUUUGGGGUUAUAUGUUGAACUGAAUGUGACUACAGAGUAAUGGUCAGUGAUAUUUAGAAGUAAUAGUUUCUGUACCUGCUUGCUUAAGCAGGUCAGGUUUUUUUUGAGGGCGCUGGAAACCUGGGAGAGAAGAUUCCCUCAGCAUGACUUCGGACCCUCUUCUGUGAAAGCGAUGGCGAGCCACCCAAAGGAGAACUGAGCUAAAAGACUACUCUUGAGUCCAUUUCAAAUUACCUGGUCACGUGGUAGGACAAAGAAAAGUGAUUGAGAGACUGAGCUUAUUUUAUUUUUAUUUUAUUUUAUUUUAUUUAUUGUUUCAACACAUUUGUAUUUAUUUAUUGUGGGUUUACUGAUUUACUGAAGUUGUUGGGUUAUUGAAAAAAGUAGAACUAGAGGUGUAUAUUCUGAACUAAAUUUUAUUAGUGGAUCUAAAUAAACAAAUUAACUAAACUAGCAACUAAUAGUAAAUUAAAUAAUAUUGAACUCUGUCAGUGUAAAAGUUUAAAGUAUAAAUAGCUAAA
Molecule: messenger RNA, 3280 nt
Organism: Astyanax mexicanus (Mexican tetra)
Lineage: Eukaryota; Metazoa; Chordata; Actinopteri; Characiformes; Acestrorhamphidae
Exons: 2
Coding region: 2-2008 (668 amino acids)
Biological process (GO): DNA integration
Molecular function (GO): nucleic acid binding
Source: RefSeq, a predicted model, not a curated record